AUGGUUGAACAAACUGUGGCAGUGUCCCAUGUCGAUGAUGAAAAGACUCGAGCUUUAGCGGCAUAUAGGCGAAAGUUAGUGGAAUAUCGUGAAGUCGAACAGCGAUUAAAGGAAUUGAGGAAAAAAGAACAAGAAAUGCAAAAAGAACAUGAUAAGUCCGAAAACGAUAUAAAAUCCUUGCAAUCCGUUGGACAGAUCGUUGGUGAAGUCUUAAAACAAUUGACUGAUGAAAAAUUCAUCGUAAAAGCAACGAAUGGACCGCGCUAUGUUGUUGGGUGUAGACGGUCCAUCAAUAAAGAAGCUCUCAAACAGGGAACUCGAGUAGCGCUUGAUAUGACCACAUUAACAAUAAUGCGGCAAUUGCCUCGUGAAGUCGAUCCUCUAGUUUAUAAAAUGAGUCGCGAAGAUCCAGGAAGCAUUUCAUAUUCAGAAGUAGGGGGACUGAACGAGCAAAUUCAAUUGCCUUUGAUAAAUCCUGAUCUCUUUCGUCGAGUUGGGAUAACUCCUCCUAAAGGAUGCUUAUUAUAUGGUCCUCCCGGUACUGGAAAAACUCUACUUGCUAGAGCGGUGGCUUCUCAACUUGACUGCAAUUUUCUCAAGGUUGUAUCGUCGGCUAUUGUUGAUAAAUACAUAGGUGAAUCAGCUCGGAUGAUACGUGAAAUGUUCAAUUAUGCCAGAGACCAUCAACCAUGCAUUGUUUUUAUGGAUGAAAUUGAUGCCAUAGGAGGUCGUCGAUUUUCGGAGGGUACUUCGGCGGAUCGUGAAAUUCAACGCACGCUUAUGGAAUUGCUUAACCAAAUGGAUGGAUUUGAUUCUCUAGGUCAAGUGAAAAUAAUCAUGGCAACAAACAGGCCAGACACUUUGGACCCUGCUCUACUGCGUCCAGGUCGUCUUGACCGUAAGAUUGAAAUUGGCUUGCCUAAUGAACAAAGUCGGCUUGAGGUCCUUAAAAUUCAUGCUAACAAAAUUACUAAACAUGGAGAAAUCGAUUAUGAGGCUGUUGUUAAGUUAUCAGACGGGUUUUCCGGUGCUGAUCUUCGAAACGUUUGCACAGAAGCAGGUUUGUUCGCUAUUCGCGCUGAACGUGAAUACGUUAUUGAAGAAGAUUUUAUGAAAGCUGUACGUAAAGUUGGUGAUGCUAAGAAAUUAGAAACGAAACUUGAUUAUAAGCCUGUUUAA
This is a messenger RNA of Dracunculus medinensis (Guinea worm), 1179 nucleotides long. The record is from the annotation of a GenBank genome assembly. NCBI's taxonomy places the organism in Eukaryota, Metazoa, Nematoda, Chromadorea, Rhabditida, Dracunculidae.